This is a messenger RNA of Ruditapes philippinarum (Manila clam), 2096 nucleotides long. RefSeq lists its product as uncharacterized. The transcript has 3 exons. The record is from RefSeq and is a predicted model, not a curated record. NCBI's taxonomy places the organism in Eukaryota, Metazoa, Mollusca, Bivalvia, Venerida, Veneridae. The coding region runs from base 17 to 556 and encodes 179 amino acids.
UGAGCAAAGGCGAAGUAUGGAUCAACUGUUAAAGGAAGCGCUAGAUAAACAAAGGAAAGAUCUACAGAAAGAUCUCCUUAAGAAUCUAGAAAUUGAAAGAAAGAAAUAUGAAGUGUUGUUGGAAGAAAAGUUAAAUCUUAAAAAAGAAGAAGCACAAAGAGAAAAUGAAAGAUAUAGAAGUGAGCUGGGGGAAAGAAAGAAACAACUAGAAACAGAAAGAGAAAAUGCAAGACGAGAUGCCGAAUUCUGUAGGAAACAAGAAAGAGAAAGGCAAGAUGAAGAAAGGCGGCACAGAGAAAACUUCGAUAAAUUAUUAAAGGAACACCAGAAGGCGCAAAUGGAAGCAUUAGAUAAAAUGAGAAAAGAUCAACAGAAAGAUCUUUUUAAACGUCUAGAAAUUGAAAGAAAGAAAUAUGACAUGUUGUUGGAAGAAAAGAUGAAACUUGUAAAAGAAGAAUCACAAAGAGAAAUUGAAAGAUAUAGAAUAGAGUUAGAAGAAACAAAAAAAAAAUUGGAAACAGAAAGACAUAUAGCAGAAAGGGAAUCUGAAAUAUAACGAAAACAAGCAGAAGAUAAUCAAGUUGGAACAGUUGGAAACAGAAAAAGAACCAGUGGAAUGGAAAGCUGAAAGGUAUAGAAAAAUAGAAAAGGAAAAACAAUGUCAGUGGUUUCAUACAAGAAUGCUGGAUGCUUUAUGGAAUAACAAAUGACAGUUUGAUUUGCAUUGCAUAUCUAGGACACCUUCAUGCGUAUUUUCUCAGAACUGUUUCGACAUAUUGUUUUCGUAUUCGGGGGAGGCUAUAUAAUCAUACCUUGACUUGUUUUUUUUUGUAUGCUUUAUGUUGUAUGCUUUCUGUUGUUUACUUGUUCGAGUUUAUUGAUCCAGAACUUGUUCUUUGCUGGAGUGUUAAAGCAGUAUCAUCUAACAAAUGUGAUCCGGUCCAGAAUUCCUUGUUUCAGAACAAUGUACUCUUACAGAAACAUUUUUAUUUCAUUUCUCAUUGUACUCGUAGUUGUUCAAUGUAAAUACACGUAACUUAAUGGCAUUCCGUCAUUGUCUGAUAUCACUCUUAUCUCUAACUGCAUGUUGCAUUUGACCAUGUAAUAUAAGUACAAUAUCUGCUGGGACGUCCGUGGCCGAGCGAUAAAGGUCGUAGACUUCAAACCAUUUGCCCCUCACCGCUGUGCCCGUUCGUGUCUGAAAUAUUGCAUGGAAGGGCAUCUGAGGUUUUCCUCCACCAGUAAAGCUAGAACGUCACCAUAUGACCUCUACUAUGUAAAUGUGACGUAAAACCCAAUCGAAUUAACAAACAAGAUGUGCUGGUAGAAGCAUAAUUAUACUAGUAUACAUGUAUAUGAAACAAGAGCCACCUCUUAGUGAAUGCCACUUUCUACUUUUCCUUACACCUCACUUCAUCUAAGAAAGAAUAUUGUAGUAAAGAAUACUUCUACAAUACAUUAUUUUCUUUUACAAAAUAUAUAAACAAAUUUUAUAUUUGACAUUGACGGUCAAGGUCAUUCAAAAGUCAAGGUCAAAUUUGAAUUAAUCAUCAUGUCAUAUUUCGUCGUAGAGUUUUGCACUUUACUCUCUCAAAAUACUAGUACGUUCUAAUGACUUCAGAACAUACAUACAAUAUAUUAUAACAGAAGCAAAGUCGAACUACGAUUUUCAUUUUUAACAUAUUUGAUUAUGAUAUAAUCAGAAAAAGAGAACAACCUACAUUUUUCUUAGAUUGAGCACACAACAGUAGGCCACCAGAAAUCGAACACCUGAUUUGAAGCGAAAUUCCGACGGUGUUAGAGGUCUGCGUUGAACAGGCUUGUCCAAGAAUGAAUUAAAUCCAUAAACAAAUAAGUUAUGACACUCUUAUCAAAUUUCAAUGAUGACCUUGAGAUAAAGGUCAAUUAAAGGUCAAAGUCAUAUGAGAAUAAUUCAACAUCGGUUUUGUAAUAUGUGUUCUUUUUCCAAGUAUGAAUUAAAGCUUUAAGUAAAUAGUUCUACCAAUGUCAUGACAAAUUAAGCAAAUUUCAAUAAUUUGACCAUGACGGUCAUGGUCAAAUGAAGCCCAAUAGUUAUAAUUAAAUAAUUCAACUUG